Cutaneotrichosporon cavernicola is the source of this 3768-nucleotide messenger RNA. RefSeq lists its product as uncharacterized. Gene Ontology annotation, biological process: nuclear pore organization; protein import into nucleus. Gene Ontology annotation, cellular component: nuclear pore transmembrane ring. The record is from RefSeq and is a predicted model, not a curated record. Gene Ontology annotation, molecular function: structural constituent of nuclear pore. The transcript is spliced from 6 exons. The coding region runs from base 1 to 3768 and encodes 1255 amino acids. NCBI's taxonomy places the organism in Eukaryota, Fungi, Basidiomycota, Tremellomycetes, Trichosporonales, Trichosporonaceae.
AUGAGUACAUCUACACCUGUCAAACAGGGUACUCCGAUCACUCCGGUCAAGCGGGAACCGCCGCUACUCCCGGCUCAGCUCGAGCCCGUGAUCCCGACAGCAUGGCUCGCGCCCGACGAGCAGCGCCGCCUCGUGCUGUGGACGUUUGGGUUGAUCGAGGUGAUGAAGGUGUGGGACUCAGUCGCGCCGCACUUCACUGAGCUCCCCACCACUCUGAGUACAGUGACGCGCGUUCGCGGCCCGUGGAGCGCCGCGAUAUGGACUGCUAUCGAGGUGACUGCCGUGCUUUCCAUCUCGCUGCUUAGGAUACCGAACCUCUCCCCAGAACGGAGGAGUUUGAUCAUCAUGGUGCCAUUAUUCACGCUGUGGAACAUCGUGUGCUGGUUCCUCGCAGACCCCGCUGCCUUCAUCCCCAAGGCCUCCAUGUUCGGCCCGAUUCACCUCGGCGAAGAAGGAUUCUUCUGGGGAUGGCUCUCCUUGGGCGGUCACUGGCUCUCGCGCCUGGUCUUCGGCCCGCCCGAAAACAUCAGCGGCAUGUACAAGAUUCGCCUCCUCCCCUUUUCGACCGCGACCCUCAACCCCCUCUCGCUCACGUACUGCCUGCCACCCGGGUCGCGCGAGCCAACCUACAUCCCCGUCGUGUUCAACAAUUCCGCUCCGUACCAGGUGUCGUUCAUCCUGCACUCUCUCGAGACGCAAGGGCUCGAGGUCGAGAGCGUGUUUGCCGACAAGAUGGUCGUCGCACCCGGAUGGCACAGCAUCCGCCUCGAGGGCGAGGAGGAUGAGGACGCCGACGCUCACAACCUCCAGAAGAUGGUCAGGCGAAACAAGAUCCUUGAGCUUGAGCGCUACCACUCCGUGCGGCCCAGCGAGGCUCUCAGCGUCAUCCCGCCCGACCUCAGCGCGUCCGAGACGCUCCUCUUCCUCGUUGUCCGUAAACCGGGCGUCAUCACGCUCAACCGAGUCGUGGACCGGCGGGGCGACCAGUUCAACCUCGCGCCUCACAGGGAGGCGGUGGUGAUCGAGUGUCCGUCUGGCGGCGACUUUGUGCUCGACGAGAGCAAGGGCGGCAAGCUAGUGCCGUACAAACCCAAGGCCAAGCCCGUCGUCCGCUGCAUAGGCCAAGAGGAGGUCAUCAUGUUCAGCGCGCGUGGUGUUGCACCUCUCAAGGCGCUGUGGAAGCAAUGGAUCAACGGGGUGCUCGUCAACCAGGGGGCCAUCGAGGGCAUCGAGAGCACCAAGGCCAUCUCGGAUGGUGAGAUAGGUCACUUCCGCCCAGACAAGGCGACCAAGUCGCACGUUGUACCUCUUCGCGUCGAGCACAAUAGAGCUGGCAAGCACCGCGUGUCCCUCACGGGCGUCGUCGACGCUCUGGGCAACACGUACACGCCGGGCAGCAACGCGUCAACCAUCGAGUUUGAUGUGCUGAACCGCCGCUCUGUGUCGUUUGACUGCCCCCGCCCCAUCCAAUUACUUGUUGGCGGCACGGCCCGCCUGCCCAUCAAGGCCGAUGGGCCUGUCGAGCACCCGAUGGAGAUCAGCUACCGCGUCAUCGCGCCCAACGGAGACCAGGAGGUUAAGAGUAUCACGGUCGACUCGGGCGACAGUGGCAUUGUCGUCGACAAGCCCGGCUCGUUUGCCCUCCUAGACGUGAGUGGCACGUGCCCCGGCACGAUACUGGAGCCUGCCAAGUGCUCCGUCCAGCUUGUUCAGCAGCCGACCGUCGACAUCAACGUCGUCACCAUUCACGAGUGUGCUGUCGACGUCGGCGUUAGCGUCACCUUCGAGUUCACGGGCACGCCUCCUUUCACCGUCCACUGGACCGAGAAGCGCAAGGGCGAGAAGCCUACGGAGAGGCGCAACCUCUUCAACAGCCCUGUGGGACAGCUCGACCUCCGACCCGACAAGGAGGGCAAGUACACCUACACGUUUGAUUCGCUCUCGGACAAGCGUUACGACAAGAUUGCGCUCAACCGCGCGCCGAUCACGCAGGUCGUACACCCACCUGCGAGCGUCGAGAUCCUUAGCAGCCGCCGGCUCAAGUACUGGGCCUGCUCGCCCGACGAGGUCAACAUCGAUCUGGCCAUCAAGGGCAACGAUCCGCUGCAGCUCACGUACCGCGCGUCGUGGGAAGGCAACACGCACAACAUUACUACUUCCGUCAAGUCGGGUAACCAGCGCCUGACGGUGCCCGUACCCCAGAAGCUCAACUCGAACUCGGGCAACGUCGGUACGAUGACUGUCACACUCGUGUCGAUUGAGGACGCCAAGGGGUGCAUUAAGCGCCUGCCCUCGCACCAGAUCGACGUUGACAUCGACCGCCAGCUGCCCACCGUGCAGUUUUCGCGUCCGCAGCAGGUCACUGUCAAGGAGGGCGAGAAGGUCGACGUGCCACUGCGCCUGAGUGGAAAUGGUCCGUGGAAGGUCACAUACACCCUCGAUGACAAGGAGCAGAAGCCCGUGUCUGUGCGCUCGUCCAACAGCCCACUCACGUUCAUGAACAAGGGAACGUACAAGCUUGUCAAGGUCGAGGACGCACACUGCGCAGGUAUUGCAGACCCCGCCUUCUUCUCGAUCGCGCACAAGCCGCACCCGGCGGCGUCGUUGACAGGCUCUGGGCUUGCGACGCGCGACGGUACCGUGUUCAAGCACAAGGGCUUCUGUGCAGACGAGAGUGACGCGGUCGCGGUCGCGUUCUCCGGCGCGUCGCCGUUCGUGCUCAGCUACAAGUACAAGUUUGACGGUUUGCCAGCCAAAGAACGCACACUCAACAGCGCGCAAGACAUGGGUGUGCUGCACCUCGACACUGCGCCUGGGCAUCACUUGUACGAGUUUGGCACCGUUAGCGACUCAAACUACCAGAAGACACCGGUGCACUUCUCACUUGAGCACGACGUGCACUCACGGCCCUCGGCGACAUUCGCCAAGCAGAACUCCAAGUCUUUAUGCCGCGAUGCAGCGCUGCUCACCGAUGCGCGCAUCAAGCUCACCGGCAAGGCGCCGUUCGUUUUACAUCUCGGUGUCAAGGGUCCGGCUGGCGCCGACGUCCAUUCCUACAUGGUCCAGGUCCCGGGUUCGGAGUGGAAGGUCGAACUGCCCAAGGUGAUUCUGGCCGACGUGGGGCGGUACGAAGUCUCGCUCCUGGAGAUGAGCGACGCGAGCGGGUGCGGUUACGCGUUCGAGGACGCCGCGGUCCUCUCUACUUCCGUGGAUGUGGUAGAUACGGCGCACGUUGUGCCCAUCUCGCACGACGUUGACGUGUGCGUUGGCGACACGCUCGACUUCCUCUUGCAGGGCACAGCGCCGUGGAUUGUCGAGUAUGCGUGGGACUUGCAGACGUAUGCGGUCACAUCGAGCGCGCCGCGAUUCAGCCGCUCCGCCGACGAGCCCGGUACUUUCUCCAUCACGAGCAUUGCGCUCAAGGACCGCGCCGGCAACCCACAGUGCGAGCGUUCCGUCGAGGGACUCGUACGUAAGGUGCACCCGCUGCCAGAGGCACAUAUCGAGAACGGCAUCAACCACCUUCAUGAGGGCGACCGGCCCGCCUUGUUCUACGUCAGGCUCACGGGCACACCGCCCUUCACAUUCUCCUACACCAGGUCGGAGGUGCACUCUGGUCGGCCGCGGGUCGUCGAGACCCAGACCAUCACAGACAUCUGGACGGAUACGUACUUCAUUAGCUCGAGCGCGCCAGGCGACUACACCGUCACGAGCGUGUCGGACAAGUACUGCCGCUUCCCACGGCUGAGUCGGCGCGACGACGUCUAG